This is a messenger RNA of Exaiptasia diaphana, 2155 nucleotides long. RefSeq lists its product as uncharacterized. The record is from RefSeq and is a predicted model, not a curated record. The coding region runs from base 44 to 1861 and encodes 605 amino acids. NCBI's taxonomy places the organism in Eukaryota, Metazoa, Cnidaria, Anthozoa, Actiniaria, Aiptasiidae. The transcript is spliced from 2 exons.
UCUUGAAGGUCAGGUUGUACAGUAAACAAACGUAGUUUUAACGAUGUCCGCGAAAAAAUCUUACUUUUCCUCACUUGAUCGACCUUCAAAAGACAGAUAUCUACAAAAAAUAGCAUCUAUCAACAACAUCGAUCCUUAUGAAGUUCAAAACAAGGACUGGAGCCCAAAUGUUUGCGAUUUUCCGGCAGUCACGUUCUUGGAUCUCGUGUCAUAUCUAGUUCUGAAGUCAAGUGCUUAUACUCUUGACCAAUUCAAAUCUUAUAAAAGCCUCGAAGCCUAUAACCAGUUUGUCUCUGGAUGGGUUAAAGAAAUUAAAGUAAAAAAGGUCCACGACAAGAGCUUGACGAUCAUAACUGGACGGGUUAUGCAUUCACAGCGAGUGAGAGAUACACCACUAAUGCCCUGGAUUAUUGCUCAGGAUUCUGGAACUGUGGAAUCCGCACAUUGUAAUUGUAUGGCUGGCCUUGGCGAAACAUGCACCCACGUAGGAGCUUUACUAUUUGCAGUUGAAUGCUACAUUCGACACAGGGAGACAAAAACAGUCACACAAGAAAAAGCUUACUGGAUUGUGCCCCCAACCCGUGAAGUAAGCUAUGAACCUGUGUCUGAGAUUGACUUCACAUCUGCUUCUUCUCAAAGGAAAAACUUGAACAUGUUAAUAAACACUGGAAAGAAAAACGAAAAACCAGUUAGGUGUAAUGUGGCAGUCAAACCAACUGAAACUGAGAUUGCUGAAUWUUAUUCAUCAUUGAGCAAGACAACAGGACAACCUGCAAUUUUAUCAAUUAUAGAUGGCUACUCMGAUAACUAUGURCCAAAGUCCCUAGACAAGGAAAAGUAUCCUCUUGUGCUAACAGAGCUWCAUAGACAUGACUGCAURGGGAUAGAACAGCAAASUUUAGAAGGAACUUGCAGCAGCAUAAGUAUAUCAUGMACACCKGAGCAGGCACAAAAUGUUGAAAGGGAAACUCGGCAGCAAUCAAAGUCAAAAGCAUGGUAUCGCUUCAGAUCAGGAAGAGUGACAGCCUCAAAGCUUAAAGAUGCAUGCCAUACAAGCUUGGAAAAACCUUCAAGCUCUCUUAUAAAGACAAUAUGUUAUCCUGAGGCAACAAAGUUUGUGUCAGUUGCCACUAAGUGGGGAAGUGAUUGCGAAGAAAAAGCUAAAGAGGCCUACUCAACCAAAAUGAAAGAAAGACAUAUGAAAUUUGUCAUUUCUGAUUCAGGUUUUGUCAUCCAUCCUGAGUACCCACACCUUGGUGCAUCACCUGAUGGAGUGAUAAGUUGUGAUUGCUGCGAGGGAAAAGGCUGCCUAGAGAUCAAAUGCCCAUACAGUGCAAGGGACAAAACAGUUCAAGAUGCAGCAAGGGAAAAGAACUUCUGUUGUUCAAAUGUUAAUGGAAUUGUGCAGCUUAAGAAAUCUCAUGGAUACUAUUAUCAAGUACAAGCUCAGAUAUUCUUAACCGAUAGUGAUUACUGUGACUUUGUGGUUUGGACUCCAAAACAUUUUACAAUUGAACGUGUCUAUCCAGAUCAGAUCUUUUGGGAGGAAGCUGUGCAAAAGGCAUCAAAAUUCUUCCGCAUGUGUAUUCUUCUUGAGCUUGUAGGAAAGCACUUUACUGCAACUGAUGUCAACUCCUCAAACUUAGACACACAAGACUAUAAUGAAGAUGAAUCUGAGAGUUGGUGCUAUUGUGGUGGAGAAGAUGAAGGAGAGAUGAUUUGCUGUGACAACAAUAAUUGCAAGAUCCAAUGGUACCAUUUUGAAUGUCUGGGCUUGUCAGAAGCUCCUGUUGGAUCAUGGUACUGUCCACAGUGCAUUAGAGUUUCACCACGUGCUACAAAGAUUGCCAGAUGUGAAUGACUGACUACCUUUUUAUUAGUCCAAUACAGCCUGCCCCUCACAAUGUGCAUAUUGCAAGAUUUCAAAAUAUCAUCUGUAAAUUGCUUUUUAAUUACUAAAAUAUUAAUUACAUGUAUUACUGAUAAUGACAUUUUUAUUCAAUGUAAAUAUAUUUACUUAUUUAUAAAUAGUCUGGUCAUAGGAAUAAAAUGCUAUUCUCUUGGAAUUACAGAAUCACACACAUUUGUCAGCGCACAACAUACUUGUGCAAUUUUAUCUACGGUAGUUAAGCCCUGGGUAUCACAAACUUGUAAA